AGUUCUCCUCCACAAAUGUUGCUUCUUGUUCUACAAUAAUUCACCCCUCGCCAACUACUAAUCGGCAACAAAAAGAAAGAGAUCUUGCCAUGGUGGAAUGGGAAGAUUCACAUGCAUCUCAUCGCUCGACGACGCAAUCUGUCGGAGGCAAAUUCAAAGCUCUAUUUAGCGACGACGAAGACGACUACGACGACGGCUGCGGCAUUAUUAACAACCAUCAUCACCGCCAACAUCAGACAACAAGCACAGCAUGGAACAACAAUCGUAAUCGACAUGAACUACAUCAUCCCCACCAUUACUAUAGUCCAAUCAUGCCGUCACUGGCAUCCAUGCCACAUAUCUCCUCUGGAUUUGUCGAUCCGUUAUUAACAUCCACAGCCUAUCAUAUUCAUCAGGCCGAGUCUGCCUUAUCGUCGCUAAAACAAAUCAUAUGGGAACAACAACAAGCCGCGACAGAUGAGUGUUCUUCCUCUUGCAUACCAGUAGCAGGAGCUUCGGAUACAGGGUGGAAAAAAACAUUGAAGCAUAAAAAGAGCGGCGUCGUGGUCCAUAUGAAGAACAGUGGCGGCGGUAGUAGUGGCAUUCACCACAAGGCGGACAAGACGCCCAUUUUUAAAGGUGAAGCCGUGAUUCAUGGAUUCUCACCACAGUCUGUAUUCUACGUGAUUGGCAUGCGCAAGUUAUGGGACGAGCAGUACGACGAUGGUAAUCUGGUGGAAAAUUUAAACGAGACAACGUCUUUGACAUAUGAAGUGUCCAAACCAAAUCCAUCAUCCAGCCUUUGUGCGAAUAGCAUCAAUCGACCACGCGACAUGGCACUGGUGGAAAAAAUCGAGUGUACUCAGGAUGGCGCUAUUUUCUUUGCAUGCACCAGUGUUGAAACACCCCGUGUGCCACGCAUUCAAGGGCGAGUCAGAGCGCAGAUCAAACUACAAGGCUGGGUACUGCAACCCAUUUCGGGAGGACCGACGCCAGCCACGCGUGUGAUCUAUGUCAUCCAAGAAAACAUGAAAGGCUGGGUACCUGGGUUUGCGAAAAAGUCGUUGGCACGUCGACCCCUAGCUAUUGCUUUGGUCAACGAGUAUCUGCAAAAGAAAUCAGAAAGGAUGCGCGCGCAAAAGAUGCGCUGUGCUGCUGCUGCAGCAGCUACUGUAGCAACUACAACAACGAUGAUGUCCUCCUCAUCUUCCUCCUCAGCUACUUCAUCCCCGUUUGCUUCAGUCAGUAAUAAUGAAAGCAUUGGCCGAAGUCGAUUUCGAUCAACACGACGGAGGCCUUCGCUCUUGGCAAAUUCGACUAUCUCAGCACGGAGUAACCACAGUAGUGUGGAACGGUACCCUAAUACCUCAGCAGUAAUAGUGCAACCCAAAUCCACGCCCUCAUCAUCAUUAUCUUCCUCACAGCGGUCUAGCAGCAAUACCAGCAACGGAACACCACUAUUGAAAAAGCGGAUUACCUUUACAGAGAAAGGCAAAGCCUUUUCUCCAUCAUUACCUUUGUUUGAAGCAGCCAUUGAACAAAGUAGUACAACAGGCUCAUUCGUGAGCGUCACAGGUGUUAAAAACCAGCAGCAACAAGUAGAGUCAUCACCAGCAGCCGCUAUUGUACCACGACCCCAUCCUUUAUACCCUACGCAUCGCCAUCUUCCAAAAAAAGUAGAAACUAUGAAUUUAUUUAAACGGAUUUCUGCUUCUUUGGAUUCAUGGACGCUUAUUGAAGAAGAAACGAAUGAUGAUCUGCGUAUAUACAGCUACAGUAGUCCGACGACAGCAACAACGGCGUCUCGAUUACCGCUCCUACGAGCAGACGGGUCAGUGGUUGGCAAGUGGAGCGCUGAGCAGCUGUGCUCUGCAGUUCAAUGUUUCGGCGCACGUAAAGAAUGGGAUCAAAACUUUGUGGAUGGACACAUUAUUGAUCGCUUCAGUCAAAAGGAUUACCUUGUCUAUUGGUGUAUGAACAACAACCAAGAUAACAAAAACGGUUCUAAGCUCGAGUCCAACAGCUCGACAACAGCCAUCACCAGUAUUGAAACAGAUCCGGUGUCAGGGGUUAUCACUACGAUUACUACAAGUGUGCAUGACAGUAUCACUCAGCAACAACCGACAGUAGCUGCAGCUGCAGCUGCAACUGAUAAAGUUGACGGCGAAAAACUCGAUAAUUGCAUGAUGGUGGAUGGUGAUGCCAACACACAGACAGCAAAAUUACAAGUGGACUUAUAUGGAUGGAUAUUUCGGCCUGGGGAACAAGAAGGAGUUGUGCAUAUAACGUGGAUUGGCAAUCUUCCAGCAGCAGCAGCAGCAGCAGCAGCAGCAACGGGAGCAACAUUCAGUCACUACUACUGCAUCCCAAGAUUAGCAAACUACAUGAACCAGCACGGAUGCCCGCCCUAUAUCCGCCGAGUUGCCGGUAAAGUGACGUAUGAAGAUUUCGAUAACGACACGGGUGUCUAUCGUGUUGCCUAUAUCGCCAAGGUCCAGCAAAAACAACAUGAUAAUGACCAACAGCAACAGUCAUCACCACAAAAGAAGAUCAUAAAGAAAAAGAGUAGCCGGCUAUUGUUAUUAUGGUGUACAGAUAUUCGAAUUCACCCGUCAAGGUAUCCAGCCGGCAUCCAGGUCACAUUGACGCCACCCAUUGGGACCAGGGCAGAACUGUCGUCGUCCAAAGCGAGUAUACGGGUGUAUACUACUUCACAGGAGAUGGAUGGCAAACAAGUUGUGAUUGAUAUUGCUCCUUCUCCUUCACCGACAAUUACCAGCGAUGAUGGUGGUGGUGUUGCUACUACUACAGCUGGACAAGAACAAGUGUUUACUUGUAAUGGUCAGCCAUUGGUGCCAAGGUUAACAAUUUCUGCUAAUAUUGCUUCUCCUAUUGCUGCGAAUGCAUUAACUACUCAGCCACAAGCAGCAGCAGCGGCAGUAGCAUCAACUCAGCAACAGCAACAGUACAUAACGCCAAUAACGUCGCCUGUCACGGACCAAGAACCGGUGGCAGCAGCAGAAGCAGUAAGGGCGGAAGAUGAUGAUACCAAAGAUCCUCCUAGCACUCCUCCAAUGGUCACUCCGCCACAAAGCGCAGGCGUGCAAGAUUCGAGCCAAGACGACACCCUACAGAGCAAUACACCACCGCAGAAAGAAAAGCUGCUACAGGAUAGUGUAGCCUUACAGCAGAAGCAACAGCAGACACGGGUGGAAUCCGCUGUACAUGUUAUGGAGUGUACGUCAAAAGCAAAAAGUGAACAAAGAAUUCCUGAACAACAACAAGGUUUAUAUAUACAUCAACCCGAAAAACAAGCGCGACAGCAACAACAAUCACAUAACAGCCAACACCGCAAACCUGCUCAGUUAUCAUCAUCAUCAUCAACAACAGCACGACCAUCCACUCCGUCGUAUUCGGCAACAUACAACACCACCACUACUACUGCUCACAACAACAGUAAUAUAUACCCUUCGAGAAACACUCGACAGCUGAAUGUAGUACCCGAAGGCUACAAGUUAAUCCCUCAACAACAGAAUAAUAAUAUAAUCAUUAUCUCGGACGAGCUUACAUUCAAUGGUCAGCAGCUGGCCGUGGUGUUCUUGGCUAUGGUAUUAUCCUAUUACAUGGGCAAACUAGCAUGCGCAACCACUUACUGCUAAAAAGGAAGAUUUUUGCUACUUUUAAAUAAUAAUUGUAUAUUUUUUUUGGAUACAGAAAAGUGUUUUGUGCGUUUGUGGGUGUAUAUGUGUGCUUUGAAAUAUUAGUAUAUCUUAUUAGUUUAGAUGAGAGAUACGAACGGAGUGAG
Molecule: messenger RNA, 3784 nt
Organism: Zychaea mexicana
Lineage: Eukaryota; Fungi; Mucoromycota; Mucoromycetes; Mucorales; Lichtheimiaceae
Exons: 7
Coding region: 90-3638 (1182 amino acids)
Molecular function (GO): lipid binding
Source: RefSeq, a predicted model, not a curated record